Dibothriocephalus latus is the source of this 1314-nucleotide messenger RNA. The record is from the annotation of a GenBank genome assembly. Lineage: Eukaryota; Metazoa; Platyhelminthes; Cestoda; Diphyllobothriidea; Diphyllobothriidae.
AUGUCUGCUAAGACAAUUAUAAAGAACGUGACCGCAGAUCCUCCUGGUGAUACUGAGCAGCGAGAUGCCUCUGUAGUUGUCACAGACAUUGUGAUGCAGCCGAAUGCGAGCACGUACGAUCCGCAGACAACCCUUCCAUCGCUCAAGGUUUGUGCUGGUCCCAUUUGCUAUUCAACAGACCUGAAAACGAAAAUACUUGAUAGGCAGGGCACCACAGUACUACGAGAUGGCCUCUCAAACAAGAUAAAUCUGACCGACCUCCAGUGUCGAUCUAUCGUUCUGAUCAGCACCAGCACGGACCCCAAGCACUUGCUGCCUGUACAGAUGAAAAUAGGCCUGAACCCGGUGGAAACCUUUGAGUGCAGUGAGGCGCCACGCUACGUUCCCCCAAAACCCUUCAGACUACUAGAUUUGUGCGAAUCCGAAUCAUCGUACACGAAAGCAGUGCUUGCAAAUGCCACCGCACGGACGAGGGCUUUCGCGAAUCUGACCUGCAACAGUAACAAACCGGGAGUCCGUUUCACCGGGCUCACUAUGCACUUGCCCGAACAGAUGGAGAUACCGAGUGUGUUUGAAAUUCGGUGCUUCCUUCAUGACUGCCGAUGGAUGUUCCAGGUUAACGUGGAUCGCGACAAAUUGAAACUGAUUCCAAUAAAAAUAGGAAACGAUCUGGUAUUUGAUGCCGUUUCUCUUCAAAUUUGUCGCGGACCCAAAUGCUGGGCAGGGCCCUUCAACACAAGCAUAUUGGACACGAACAAUCACCUUCUGCGUGGCAAUCUAACGAAGGAACCGGUGUCUCUGCGUGGACUCUACUGCCGCAAUGAGGUCCACCUAGUUGCACAGGAGAAAGACGUAGAGGCUGAGCCAGUCAGACAUACGAUACAGCUGUAUCCUGUAGAACAGUUGAAUUGCAGUCAGACAGAUAUAUACAUCACUCCAGCCUCGGCAACUAAGCCCAUUCCUCUCUGCUCCUUCACAUCAGCCCAGCUGAGGGACACCUUUGACAAUGAGGACGUCUAUAACACAUUCUUUGAGGGCAUUCAAUGCACAAGUUCCGUCCCGGGUACCAGAUUCACCAAACGCCAUCUGCAACUUCCGACCGACAAUUUAUCAAAACAAAAUUAUACCAUUGAUUGCAAGCUGUAUGGAUGUCGGUGGGAGUUUCGGAUUUUCAAACAACCAGAAAGUGCGUGCAUUGUGUGUUGUUGUAUAUUUUUGCAUGUGCAUAAAUUAUGGCUGUCACUGUUAGGACAGUGGGCCCGUGGCUUGAUGAACAGUGGUUCUGGGUUCAAAUCACAGAUAAUUUACUGUUAG